Messenger RNA from Poeciliopsis prolifica (blackstripe livebearer), 2209 nucleotides. RefSeq names its product procollagen C-endopeptidase enhancer 2b (gene pcolce2b). The transcript is spliced from 9 exons. Gene Ontology annotation, molecular function: protein binding. Lineage: Eukaryota; Metazoa; Chordata; Actinopteri; Cyprinodontiformes; Poeciliidae. The coding region runs from base 53 to 1363 and encodes 436 amino acids. The record is from RefSeq and is a predicted model, not a curated record.
CUGGGCACAGCAGCCCCCUCCAUCGCCUCCACAGCUUCAGUCGCUGAGCGCAAUGCCACGGAGUGAAAACAGGCGCAGCGCCUGCUCCGUUCACGACACCAUGUGGAGGACAUGCAGUAUCUUUUGCGCAUGGACUCUGCUCUUCCUCACAGAAGUCUGUGCGCAGUCUCAGGGGAGUGUCCCCUACAGAACAAUCUUUCCAUGUGGCGGAAACAUCACAGGGGAGUCUGGAGUCAUCGGAAGCCAAGGUUACCCAGGAGUUUACCCUCCAAACACCAAAUGUGUGUGGAGAAUCACAGUUCCUGAAGGCAAGGUGGUCGUACUGUCAUUUCGCUUCAUUGAUCUGGAGAACGACAACCUUUGUCGCUACGACUACGUGGAUGUACACAGUGGUCAUGUCAAUGGGCAGAGACUUGGUCGUUUCUGUGGGACCUUCAAGCCCGGAUCCCUCGUGUCCGCAGGCAACAAGAUGCUCCUGCAGAUGGUGUCUGAUGCCAACACCGCUGGCAGUGGCUUCCUUGCGGAUUUCUUUGCUGGCUAUCCUCAUGAGAGAGGUGACCAGUACUGUGGAGGCAGACUUGAUAAGCCUUCUGGGACUUUUAAAACACCUAACUGGCCUGAAAAGGACUAUCCAGCUGGUGUCACCUGCUUCUGGCAUAUAGAGGCUCCAAAAAACCAGAUUAUCGAAGUAAAGUUUGAGAAGUUCGACGUGGAGCGGGACAACUACUGCCGCUAUGACCACGUCUCCAUUUUCAAUGGGGCAGAAAUAAAUGACGCCAAAAGAAUCGGCAAAUACUGCGGAGACAGCCCCCCAGCACCAGUGUUCUCGGAGGGGAAUCACCUCCUGAUCCAGUUCCUGUCCGAUCUCAGCUUGACUGCGGAUGGCUUCAUUGGACACUACAAGUUCAGACCGAAGAAGCUGCCCAUCACCACCACACCACCAACCACCACCACACAGCCGGUCACUACUAGGCCCAUACCUCUGAAGUAUUCCGCUGCCUUGUGUCAGCAGACAUGCAAAAGACGAGGAACCCUUGAGAGCAAUUACUGCUCCAGCAAUUUUGUGAUAACUGGAACGGUCAUUACUGCAGCGAUGAGAGGAGGAAGCAUGUACGCCACCAUCUCCAUCAUCAAUGUGUAUAAAGAAGGCAGCCUGGCAAUCCAGCAGGCGGGGAAGACAAUGAGCACCAAGAUCAUUAUCCUGUGCAAAAAGUGUCCAUUAAUCAGACGAGGCUUGAACUACAUCUUCAUGGGUCAGGUGGACGAGGAGGGCCGGGGGAAGAUCGCCCCACACCACUUUGUCAUGGCCUUUAAGAAGAAGAACCGAAAAGGACUAAAUGUUCUGAAAAACAGGCAGUGCUGAUCUUUCCCUGUCGCGCUGAGGAUCUCUGCUGCGCUGCUCCUGCUUGAAGAGGCUCAGCCGUGGAUGGAAACAAUUAGGCAGGAAACAAAGCUCCUUUUCAAUGACACCAAACCAAAUCCGGGUGUAGAGCUGGCACAGCAAGACAAUGAAUGUGUCUGUUUCAAUAAAUUAAGGGUGACACACAUCGGUUUAUUUAUUAGGACGAUUUUUUUUUUUGCCAACUCAUGCAGCAUUGAGUAAUUGCAGGUUGUCUGCUGUUUAGUUGUUAAAACUAAGAUUAAUGAGCAAACAAUGAGUUCAGAUUUCUUCUUCUAUCCACAGAUUGUUCCCUGCAUUCCUGUUACGAUUACAGAGAUUAAAUUGUAGCCAGUUAGAAAAACAUUCCUCCAUUUAUUUAUUUCUUUCUUUGAGCUGCACAUCUGUUCUGGUAUCCCAUAGUGGCACUUUCAUUUUAAAACGAAUCCAAGCUAUCCAAACGAAUCCAAAAUUUAAGCUGUUGACUAUAAUGUGAAAAUAAGGCUUCUUGAAUUUGACAUUCUUUUCUAAUAUCUGAUGUGAUUUUUUUUUUUUUUACAAUCAGGUACAAAUAUUCUUUGUUUAGUUAUUAGGAACAGUUUAGAUGUUGUAAAUGUGGUGACCAAAGUGCAAUAAUUCAUUCUUUUCAAAGUGGUUUUCCAAUUUUAUGUUAAAAUACUGACAUUUAUUGACACAGAUCUUCAGUAUCAGCUCAUGUCAUUUCUAUACUGUCACCUUCUUGUUAAGGCAAUUAUUUUCAUAUAAGUAAGAUUAUAAAUAUUAUUUAUAAAGCAUUGUUGUUAUCCUACCUAAUAAAACUCUGACAUUUUU